AUGGAAUACCAUUUAUGCACUUCCACAAUCUCUUCUAACCUUAUUCCUUUUUCUUUCCAUCUAAAAAACAAAAGCUGUCUUCAGGAUGCCAUUGAGUAUUUCUGGAACAGAGUGAGCGAUGAAGAACUGCAGGUUCUGCUGACUGAUGAUGAGGCCUGGGAGACUUUUGUGGUAGAGGCCGAUUGGUCCAGGGGUGAGGCAGAUGCACUACGUGCAGUUCUGAACGAGCUGAACAUAGACACGGCCAUGGAGGACAAAGACGUGAUCCAAAAAGACCAACUGGAUAUCAAAGAGUUUUUGAACGAGUUUCCUCGGGUGAAAUGGGAACUUGAGGAGCGCAUAGGAAAGCUCCAUGCGCUUGCCAACAAGGUUGACAAGGUGCACAGGGACUGCACCAUCUCCAAUGUGGUGGCAGCCUCCACUGGCGCUGUGUCUGGCAUCCUGACCAUCCUUGGCCUGGCUUUGGCACCGGUGACAGCAGGGGUCAGUCUGGCACUCUCGGCAACUGGGAUAGGGCUGGGAGUAGCAGCUGAUGUGACAAGUGUGUCCACCAGGAUUGUGGAACGCUCAAGCAACUUGUCCGCAAAAGCUGAAGCCACUCGCCUGGCGUUAAUUGAUAUCGACAAAGGGGAGAUGGUCAAGAAAACUCUAUGUCACAGUGAACCCCAUAUUUUUGCCUUAUCAAAGAAUUUCAUCCAAGUUGUGAAAAAUAUUAAGAAGGUCCAUGCUAUCAAGCUAGCCACAGCCAAACCUCACUUAGCAGACGACGCCAAGCGCCUCAUGACCAUUGGGAGAAUCUCUGUCCACAGGGGCAAGCAGGUGCGGAAAGCUUUUGGAGGUACCGCUCUGGCAAUGACCAAAGGAGCCCGGAUCAUGGGUGCAGCCACUGCAGGUGUCUUCCUUCUGAUGGACGUGGUCAAGCUUGUGAAACAGUCAGUGCAUUUGCAUGAGGGGACAAAGGCAGAGUCGGCUGAAGAGCUGAGGCAGCAGGCUCAGGAGCUGGAGAGGGUGUUGGAGGAGCUCACCCAGAUCUAUGAGAUGCUGCAGUAGGGCCUCAAUCCAUGACCCCCAGAGCACUGCAGGGAGUGGAGACGUGUUCUGGACAAAGGCAUGGAGGUAUCUUAUUAGAGGGAAAAAGAGGGCAAGAUAAACUUUAUGGGAGUGGGUGUUAAGGAGCUUGGCAUUUCUGUCGCUGAACACAACAAGGGAAUGGUUAAUGCAGAUGGCAGGUGAGUCAAAGAGAAUGAAGGAAAGUGGAGCCUGGAAUAAGGGAGGAGAGGGGAUUGGGAGUGAGGCGAAUGGGGAGAAACCAUUUAUUUUGGACUAAAGAAGACAUUGGGGGCAGGGAUAAAGAGAGAGGUGUAGAGAACAGGCAAUGAGAAGGCUAGGAAUACUACAGAGUUGAAAACAGGAGAAAGCUAGAGAGUUAGAAUUGAUGGAAUAUGGAGAAGUAACAUGGCUCGUCUACUGACCCUCCCCAUCAUUUGAUGUCCCAGCAAGAAUGGAGUCUUUCCUUGGUGGUGGUCUUUUGCCCUACCUUUUCAUUAUCGACUCACCUUAGUCUUCCAGCAGCUUCAUCUUAGUUAAGCAAUGACUUCUUGAUGAUGAUGAAGAUGAUGAUGAUUGUGGUGGUGAUGAUGAUGGCAGCCAUGGUGGUGAUGACAGAAGAGUAAGUGGAACAUUUAGCAAGUCACUGGUGCUCUUUGGGGCCAGGGUACCCUAAGAGAUCAAUGAAGUUCCAAUGAAAUUGCAAAUGCUGUGUUGAAACAGUGGUUGAUUUGAAAAAGAAAAGAAAAGUGAAACCAGGUACCAGCAUCAGGUCAAAGAACCUUGUGUUGUGUUGAGGAGAUCAGCCAGCUUGGAAUCAAGAGACACUGCCUCUCUGAGCCUCAGUUUCCUCAUCAGUUUGUGGGGCGGUGCUGGACAAGAUGGUAUUUCACAUCUGUCUGCUCUUCCCUUCUUGUGUUCUGUAGACUGGUCCAAUAAAUAUGGA
Molecule: messenger RNA, 1993 nt
Organism: Diceros bicornis minor
Lineage: Eukaryota; Metazoa; Chordata; Mammalia; Perissodactyla; Rhinocerotidae
Product: apolipoprotein L3-like
Exons: 2
Coding region: 1-1050 (349 amino acids)
Biological process (GO): lipoprotein metabolic process; lipid transport
Cellular component (GO): extracellular region; membrane
Molecular function (GO): lipid binding
Source: RefSeq, a predicted model, not a curated record